UCGAGCGAGCGAGCGAGAGGGGAGGAGAAAGAGACUACUCGCACGCUUCAGCACACGUACGAUGCUCCGUUAGGCGCAUGCGCGCUGUCCGCCGAGCGGUUUCCAUCUCCAGCUCGGCUCCGCGUUGUUAAAGCGACCAAAUAAUCAGGAUGGGGUGUAGCGCGGACUAGCGGCCGCCUGGAGGGGGAAGGCGGGCCAGUCAGCCGGCCUGGAGAGUGGGGAGCCGGCCGGGUCUGGUGGGGGCCAGACCGGGGACUCGGGGCCCCGGCCGCCGUGGAAGCAACGGAGCCUCAGUCGUUCACCAGAGGUCGGUCGUACGUGUGCGUUUACGCGAUCCAUGGCCUCCGUGGAUCGUUCAGGAUAACUGUAAAUCCGCGAUAGGGAAGGAGUGAGUGAGACAGAGCUGAGACCGAGCCGAAAGAGGGAGAGAAAGGAAGGAGGAAGGAAAGGGAAGAGGGAGAGAGAGAAGGAGGCACACGCACGCACACAACAGUGGGAGGAAAGAGAGACCUUGGACUGAGAAGACAGAGAGGCUUAUCGAUCUCCGCGCUUCGCGGACACCCGUGGCUUCGUUGUUGACAGUGGCUACGAACAGUGAUCGCGUCGGAUUCGAAUCGGGCAACGGUACAACGAAUACCCUCCCGCACGGUGGAUCUCGCGUGGAAUGCGAGCGCGCGGACCGGUUGCCAUUGACACUUGGGAUUUCCUUUAUCGCGUUUCCUUCGCGUACCGGAGUGAAACGUCCCGUUCUCCCGUUUGAACGCCGCGGUAUAUCGUUCACCUGGACAGUGGAUAUACGCCAAGUUCCGAACCCAUUCGGCCGGAGACUGGAGAGUGCGUUUUGUUGGUUCUGGUGUUGGUUGAUGGUUCUGAGGAACGCGGCGCCGCCGGCCGUGGGAAUGGUGGCGUGAAACUGUACGGGGUGAAGUGUGACACGUUAGCGCGCGCCAACGUCCCUCAGGAUGCCGAAGAUCUUCCUGAUCAAGAACCGGCUGCACCAGCAGCAGCUCAGGCUGCUGGAGACCACCCAACACAUCGGAAAGAGCCCGCCGCCGUGCAGCGGCAAGGAGAGUCCGCUCAGCGCCGAACCCCUCAGCCUCAUCGUUAACAAACACCAAUAUCGGGAAAAAACAGAGGACGACCGAGCGACGACACCGGAAUCCUUGCGCAGCUCGAGUCCCGCGGUCUCGCCGCCGCCGCAAUGGCAAUCGUGCAGCACACCGGCGCCGCAGUCGAGCAACACACCACCGCGACGAUUCAUUUCCAGCAUCCUUGGGGGAGACGUUCCGUACGGGAGCAGGGGUCACGUGCUGACCAGGGCGGAGCGCAAGGAGUACAGCAGCCCGCCGAUCGCGCCGUCGUCUAGCGACGCGUCGCAGUUUCUCGCCAAGUCGGAGAAGCUGAUUCUGCCGAGACCGACUACCCCCCCGAAAACACCCAGGGUGGAACCGCCGACCAGGGUUUCGGUGAUACAGAGGGUUCCCCCUCAGAGCCAAUCGGCGUCCAGGAGAGAAGACAAAGUAGAGGUGCCGCAGACUCAGGAACCGGAACAGGAUCAGCCGAUCGAUUAUGCGGUGCCGAAGAGAAAGGAGGAGGACGAGGAGCGAGGUCGCGAGGGCGCGAAAGUCUCGCGCACGAUCGGCAACUCGAUCGCGAGGCCUCUGCUAGCCAUGCGACUGUCCGGGCCGCAGGUGGUGCACGCGGCGGCCGGCCACGGGAGGUCCUCCAGUUCCGGAAAUAACGGCGCUUCCGGGUCCGGCGGCGGUUCGGGCGGCUCCGGGAACUCGUCCUCUUCAAAUUCCGGCGGAAGCGGCGGCUACUGCGGCGGCGGCGGCGCUGUCACGGGCGGCAGCGGAGGCGGAGGCGCUGUGGGCGGCGGCGCCGGCGCCGGAGGCAUGAAUCCCGGCGGAAACGGCGGCCGCGGCAACUACGGGCCCAGCUCGCCACCCACCGGAUCCCUACCGCCCUUCUACGAGUCCCUGAAGGGCGGCAACAACCUAGCCAAUUUCGCCAAUCAGUACAACAGCACGCAAGGGAACGGCUACCUAACGCCCUCGCCGACGGUGGGCAUGGAGUGCGACACCGGGCAGCAGGACGUGAACUCGCAGCACUCGCAGUACAACGCGCAAGAAGGGAAGCAGUACUCGCUGCUGCAGAACGUGUGCGCUACCUACGGGCUGACGCUCAAAGAAGAGGAGGACCUAUCGCCGUACAAGAUCCAACCGAACGACUUGCUCUCGGGCCAGUACGGCGCGUACGACAUGACCGACACGGGGAUGAUGGUGGACAUGGUGACGGGCGCGGUGGUGGAUCCCCUGCAGUUCACCGCCACCCUGACGUUCAGCUCGCCGUCGGACCACACCGCGCUCCUCGAGAGCCUCAGCGACGCGGCGGACCUCUUUCUGCCGAGGCUACCAGCCGAGGACGGCGGCAACGAUCUCCUCGAGGAGUCGCUGCACUCCCCGGCCUCGGCCGGAAGCGGGAUCGGCCAGGACGGCAGCCAGAUGACCACGCCCGUCGAGCCGAGCGUCGAUCCGUUCCCGGAGCACAGCAUGGCGCUGACCCGAGGCUUCGACACCUCCAGGCACUACACGGCGGGCCCUCAGCAUUUCAACACCUCGAAGCUGGGCCUGAACUACGGGAACGAGUCGGGCUAUCAAACAGUCUCGAAAGAGCGCACCGAACUUGGUCUCCACAUCAACCAGAACCAUCAGCACCAGCCUGAGCCGCAGCUGCAGCAGCUACAGAUACAGGUGCAGCUGCAGCAGCAGCAACAGCAGCAACAGCAGCAGACCACCGGCACGUCGCCGCAUCAGCAGCAACACCAAGGCUUGCUUAGCCCUGGCUUGAGCUUCACCGGCAGCGGUCUGGAACUAGAUUCAGGUAGCAGCGUGGGCGGAAGCCUGCCGAGCCCCGGAGCGGCUAGCUGUUCGCUGGACGCGGCGUCGAGCAGCACGUCGCCCUCCUGCGCGCUGAUGGAGCACGCCGCCAGCCCCGCGGGGACGGUCUCCUCCGCGUCCGUCAACUCCGUGCAGCAGACAGGACCGGUCGGGGAACCACCGCUCACGCAACGGGUCGGUGUACUGCAGCAAAGGCUGGGACUGCCGGGCGACUGUCAGCUGGAGUUCGUCAACGGCGGCCACGGGAUCAAGAAUCCGCUGGCUAUCGAGGGUCAGAGACAGGCUGCGGCUAAUCGCGACGAGGAGAGGGCAGCCCGACCUCCGCCUGGCAAGGACGACGAUCCGAACCGCUUCACCUGCCGCGUGUGCAGCAAGAAUUUCAGCCUGCAGCGGCUCCUCAACCGGCACAUGAAGUGCCACAGCGACGUGAAGCGUUACCUGUGCACCUUCUGCGGCAAGGGCUUCAACGACACGUUCGACCUGAAGAGGCACACGAGGACGCACACGGGCGUCCGGCCGUACAAGUGCAACCUCUGCGAGAAGAGCUUCACGCAGAGAUGCUCCCUGGAGAGUCACUGCCUCAAGGUUCACGGAGUUCAGCACCAGUACGCGUACAAGGAGCGACGCACAAAGGUGUACGUGUGCGAGGAAUGCGGCCACACGACGCAGGAGCCGGAGGUCCACUACCUGCACCUGAAGGACAAGCACCCGUACAGCCCGGCGUUGCUAAAGUUCUACGACAAGCGACACUUCAAGUUCACCAACAGCAACUUCGCCAACAUGUUGCUCCAGGNNGGCCUGUUGCAACGGGACUCGCGGAACACGGACAGCUGCGUUAAGUCUGCCUCGAAGAGCCUCGAGCCGCCCCUCCAACGAGCCACGACGUUGUUGCAUUUGGGCCGAGCAUCCAGCUUCUGAUGAACAGACGCCGCCCGCGGGAGAACCGGGACGACCGAGAGGCACUCGAAGAGCUAUCGGACGGCUACGAGAAGAGGAGGACGGGAGGAAGCUGCCAAGGUGCUGGGACCUUGAUCUCGGCUACUCGCGGAACGCAGCCUGGCGUGAACGCGUCGCGCGAAAUGUACCUGCACGUGGCUACCCUCCGACGCAACGGUGACGCGCGUCAAACACGGCGCACCGUGGCCCAAGCGGAUUCCAGUCUUCGGAGAUUCGUGCGCGCGACAGCCACAAGACUCGAGACGCUCGUCUUCGGGCUGCUGGAUCCCAGGAACGCUCGCGACAGGGAACGCCUCGUGUACACGGUGUUUUCCUGGAUCUGUCGACCGGGAGCGACGAGUUCAGGGCAACGACGUUUCACCUCGCUGAUCGGCUGAAUAAAUUACGCUACGUUCAUUCAUGAAGAUUGCAGUGAAACGCGCGUUCGCCUCUUCCGUUAGCUUCUUCAAGCACUCGAACGACAACCUAUUUAAAUCGUACUCGGUCCACGCGUCGCGUCGCAAAAUUCCAUUGUCGUUUCCCAGCUGAAGAGGUCGCCCGGUUGGCAGGUUGACCGAGUGCACACGUUCCUUCUCGCGUUACUUUCUACCGAUUCUAGGUAUAUAUAUAAAUAUGUUGUAUUUUGUGUAUGUAUAGAUAUUUGUACGCGCGUAGAGAGUAUGUUAUUUAGACUACUAACGGAAAUUAUUCGGCAAGGGAAUCGCGCGACAUUCGGUGAUCGCGGAUGCGUCUGAGGUCGAUGCGCACUGUAGACUCCAACAUCCCAGCAGAACAGGUCUCAUCGCGAAGCAAUCUCUUCCGACCUCUUGGAAAAUUGAUCGUCGACGACGUAGCGUCCGACGGUCGCGCAUAGUAAAUCUAAUCAACGUGUUCCGCAGCAACGGGCAUCGCCGUCUACGAAGUCUACUUCCACAGAACCCAGACCUCCGUUCGCGUAGGACGUUACAGGUUCGAAGUACACUCGCAUCGAUGCCCGAGCACGGACCGACCCGAUGUCGCCCGCGGCCCUUGCGAAUCGCGCGUAGAUCUCCGGUUCAUUCUGCACGUUUACGCUGCUCGCGACGCUAAUUCGAGCAUCAGCGAUCCUCUUUGAACAAACACCAAAACGACGUAGGCGAACGCGUAAACGUAUCAGCGUUUCGAUCCUCGCCGACGUCCGAGUCCCAAAAGUCCAUAAAACAACCGAAAUCCCGUAAGUCCAUUUCUCGUAAAACCAUAAAAAGGGACCACGAUAAAACUUCACGGUAUCCGGAAACACCGUGCGACCAUCUCAUUCGCACGGUCCACCCCGUACGUUAGAGUGGUGAGUCGGGUCACCGCAGACCCGGGCGUCGGCAGGCGAGGGAAAACCUCGAGAAUGGAACCAGGAGCCCUACUCGCGAGCACCGCGCUACCGCCACCCGAAAACUCGGAUCGAACGUUUCAGGAAUGACGAAUCACGCGAUCUCGCGAGAGACGGAAAGCCGGCAAUUCUCUGAACGAUAUCUCCUUUGAAGCGACGCACGGCCAGUUACGUUGCUUUCCGACUUGGAGGGUGGGAGAACGUCGCUAGAGGGAACGUCCGACGUCGCCGUCAGACGUCGAUCGUUUCCGAAGUCCGUUGCCUCGAGACGCGACGAUCGCGUCCUCCGGGCAACCGCGUUCGCAUGUUUCUUUCUUUCCUUCCUACCCCACAACCCCCGUCGUUGUGUUCCUCGUUGACUGACGCGUUCGAGGGACACGCCGCGAACGUUCUUCUCGUUUUCUAUGUAUCUUUCUCUCUACCUCUGUCUCUGUCUUUCCCUGUCCCCUUUCUGUUUUGUAAUUAAUAGACGCCUAUCUUGUACGCACCUUGGGAGAUCUGUGAUAUGAUAAGACACGUCUUUUCUUUAUUUUUCGUUUCCCUUUUCUCUUGUAACUCGCUCCUCCGCGCACAAGAUUUCGCUUCUUUGCACACGUUGGUUCUUUCACGGGGGUUUGCGCACCGACACGGCGGAGUGAGAGAUUACACGACACACGUACAUACACACGUACACACGGGCGCACGUAACCGUACGGCGACUCACGGCCUCGAGAAUUGUUAGAGUUUUUUAUAGUUUGAUUGUCCGUUCGACGACACUUGACCGGAUCUUUGUUAAGAUUAAUAUUUUAAGUUUAGGCCUCCUCGAAUAGAAAGACGCCAACGAACAGUCCAGUCUGUUCGCGAUUUUAACGUUGAAUUUCAAAAUUCUUUGCGGUUUUCACACGACGGUGCCUUCCGCGGACAAAUUUGUGAGCCACUGUACUGCACGGUGAAUUUCUGCUCGAAGGCAGAGGCGAGAAACUUUGUUGGAAACUUUGUUCGGUUGCUCGGGCAAGAUGGAAAACUACCCAAAAAGAGACACGAAUAUUCACGCGGAAAGGGAACCGUGCAACGGACACACACGCGCACACAGAAACACAGACACAAUGGGGUUUCGUGCAAUUCUACGGUGGUAGGACAUAUUUUUAGUUGGGCGUGACACGUGGGGAAUCGGGUUUGCGACGCGAUCCUGUCGUUGAAGAAGACGAAGAAGAAGAAGCAGAAGAUGAAGGAUAAGAUGAAGAAGAAGGGUGUAAAGAUGUAAAAUAUAACAGAGAAAAAAAACAGAAAAAAAAUCAACAAAAACCGUUCGAGUCUCCGCGAGGAAGACUCCGCGACUUCGCGAGCGUACAAGCAAAAUUCCGGUUACGUAGUUAGCGACGCGACGAUGGAGCAAGUCGAAUUGCGAUCCGCGAAACGGGUAAUAAUUAGUGUACUUGUAGGGUCGGGUCGGGUGCUGAAUGUCGAGGCGCACGAUCGGAGAUAGCGCGAAUUGUUUCUUGUAAAUCGAGUCGACGCACCGUCGAAGAAGAAGAAUGGUCCCGGGCUGAUAGACGACGUUCGCGUUGAAGUCUGUAAAAGUGACUCGAGACUCGCAGAUCUCCGGAGAGACGCGGAACCGACAGCGUUGGGUAAAAUUCGUCGAGACGGGACCAUCGGAGAAAUGUAUAUUUAGAGCCGCGAUGCGAUACACUUUCCCGAAUUACGCUCAGCUCGCGAUACAUGUUGUAAAUAGUAGUUGUCGGCGUAGUUAGGUCUAGAGAGAGAAAGUUGUUUUAGGGUAUAAGAGUCGAAAAAUCCUUUGCGAGCUUCCGGCGGCAACGGGAGCGCAUGUUUGUCCAGCGAACGGAUCGCGCGAGACAUGUACAUAGUUUUAUAAUUAUUAGUCGGGUUGCACGAGAUAAAGAAAUGAAGUCUUGAUCUGCGAUUUUAUCAGUACCUUCUCUGUCGUUUCUUUGUAUCUUCUCUUCUUUCUUUUGUU
Molecule: messenger RNA, 7159 nt
Organism: Nomia melanderi (Alkali bee)
Lineage: Eukaryota; Metazoa; Arthropoda; Insecta; Hymenoptera; Halictidae
Source: RefSeq, a predicted model, not a curated record